Molecule: messenger RNA, 1318 nt
Organism: Nannospalax galili (Upper Galilee mountains blind mole rat)
Lineage: Eukaryota; Metazoa; Chordata; Mammalia; Rodentia; Spalacidae
Gene: Ido1
Product: indoleamine 2,3-dioxygenase 1
Exons: 10
Coding region: 1-1224 (407 amino acids)
Biological process (GO): 'de novo' NAD+ biosynthetic process from L-tryptophan
Cellular component (GO): cytoplasm
Molecular function (GO): indoleamine 2,3-dioxygenase activity; L-tryptophan 2,3-dioxygenase activity; heme binding
Source: RefSeq, a predicted model, not a curated record
AUGGCCCGUGAACAAGUACUUCCUAUGGACAGUGCUAGGAAGAUCCUUCAAGAAUACCACAUAGAUGAAGAUGUGGGCUUCGCUCUGCCCCAGCCCCUGGAGGAGCUACCUCACGUUUAUGAUGCCUGGGUUUUCAUUGCUAAGAAUCUGCCUGCUCUGAUUGAGACUGGGCGACUUCGAGCAGAAGUUGAGAAGUUACCAGUACUCAGCAUCAGUCAACUCCAAGGACACAAGUCCCAGCGCCUGGCACAUUUGGUUCUAGGGUGCAUCACCAUGGCGUACGUGUGGGAUCGAGGGGCUGGAGAUGUUCGAAAGGUGUUGCCGAGCAACAUUGCCGUUCCUUACUGCAAACUCUCUGAGAAGCUGGGGUUGCCCCCUAUUCUGGUUUAUGCAGACUGUGUCCUGGCAAACUGGAGGAGAAAGGACCCCACUGGGCCCAUGUCGUAUGAGAACAUGGAUAUUUUGUUCCGAUUUCCUGGUGGGGACUGCAGUAAAGGCUUCUUCUUGGUCUCUCUGUUGGUGGAAAUAGCAGCUUCUCCUGCAAUCAAGGUGAUUCCCAUUGUAUUAAGUGCAGUGCAACAUCAGGACCAGGACACCUUGCAAAAGGCACUACUAGAUAUAGCUGUUUGCUUAAAAGAAGCCCUGAAUGUGUUUCAGGAAAUCCACGAAUAUGUGGACCCAAGCCUAUUUUUCAAUGUUCUUCGCGUGUAUUUGUCCGGCUGGAAAGGCCGCCCCCAGCUGUCAGAGGGUCUUCUCUACGAGGGAGUAUGGGACACCCCAAAGAAAUUUGCAGGGAGCAGUGCAGCACAAAGCAGCCUCUUCCAGUGCCUCGAUGUCCUUCUGGGAGUAGCACAGAGCACUGGUGGAGGAUCUGCCACUGAGUUCCUCCAGGAGAUGAGGACAUACAUGCCACCUGCCCACCAGAACUUUCUUCGCUCCUUAGAGUCAGGCCCCUCAGUCCGGGAGUUUGUCAUUUCAAGAGGCAGUGAUGACUUGCAGAAAGUGUAUGACAAGUGUGUGCAGGGCCUGCUCUCCCUGAGGAACUACCAUCUGCAGAUAGUAGCUAAGUACAUUGUGAUUCCUGCCAGACAGAGGCCCAAGGGGGGCCACACAUCCAAGGAGUCCACAGACCUAGAGGGAAGGGGGACCGGAGGCACCGACAUCAUGAAUUUCCUGCGGACUGUGAGAGAUACAACCCAAAAGGCCUUGCUGAAGGACGCUUAGUGUAAGAGUUCAUCUUACCAGUACACAGGGCUCUGCUUGGAUUCCCGUUGGUCCUCAUUAAAUCAGACCCAUAGACGAAGAGUAUGUAUUGAUU